AUGUCUCUCUUCAGGGCAUUGAAGAAAACCUGCUCAGUAAUCAAAAAGAGCCUCUUCUCUAGAGAAACGACUGAAGCAGUGAGAAUGGAAACCACAAAGAUUAAUAUGUCCCGCGUCCCGCUGGUUAACGGAGGCAUCGACGCUGCCACGCUCAAGGCACACAAACCCCGUGUGAUGUCCAAAAGUGGUCACAGCAACGUGCGGAUAGACAAAGUCGAUGGCAUUUACCUACUCUACCUUCAAGAUUUGUGGACUACAGUUAUAGACAUGAAGUGGAGGUACAAACUCACCUUAUUUGCUGCUACUUUUGUUAUGACCUGGUUCCUCUUUGGAGUUAUCUACUAUGCCAUUGCAUUCCUUCACGGUGAUUUAGAAAUAAACAAGUUCACCCCAAAGCGCGAGCCAUGUGUCAAGAAUGUAGACUCUCUGACUGGGGCAUUCCUCUUCUCUCUGGAGUCACAGACAACCAUUGGCUAUGGAUUUCGUUUCAUUACAGAGGAGUGUCCUCAUGCCAUAUUCUUACUUGUGGCCCAACUGGUCAUCACCACCUUGAUUGAAAUCUUCAUCACAGGUACCUUUCUAGCCAAAAUUGCAAGACCUAAAAAAAGGGCAGAGACUAUUAAAUUCAGCCACUGUGCCGUCAUUACUAAACACAAUGGAGAACUUUGCCUGGUGAUCAGAGUAGCAAAUAUGAGGAAGAGUCUUCUGAUACAGUGUCAGCUGUCUGGGAAGCUUCUUCAGACGUAUGAAACCAAAGAAGGGUAGCGGAUCCUUCUGAAUCAAGCCAGUGUCAAGUUCAACGUUGACUCCUCUUCAGAGAGUCCAUUUCUCAUUUUGCCUUUAACCUUCUACCAUAUUUUGGAUGAAAGCAGCCCUUUGAGAGAUCUCACACCUCAAAAUCUCAAGGAGAAGGACUUCGAGCUUGUGGUGCUCCUGAACGCCACGGUGGAGUCCACCAGUGCUGUCUGCCAAAGCAGGACUUCCUACAUCCCCGAGGAGAUCCACUGGGGCUACGAGUUCGUGCCUGUGGUUUCUCUCUCUCCAAAUGGAAAGUACGUUGCGGAUUUCAGUCAGUUUGAGAAGAUUAGGAGAAGCACAGAUUCUACUUUUUAUAGUAUGGACUCUGAAAAACAAAAACUAGAGGAGAAAUACAGGCAGGAGGAUCAAAGAGAGAGGGAACUGAGAACGAUGUUGUUACAGCAGAGCAAUGUUUGA
Messenger RNA from Fulmarus glacialis (Northern fulmar), 1215 nucleotides. It is a transcript of the gene KCNJ15, whose product is annotated as potassium inwardly-rectifying channel, subfamily J, member 15. Gene Ontology annotation, molecular function: inward rectifier potassium channel activity. The record is from RefSeq and is a predicted model, not a curated record. Gene Ontology annotation, biological process: regulation of monoatomic ion transmembrane transport; potassium ion import across plasma membrane. Lineage: Eukaryota; Metazoa; Chordata; Aves; Procellariiformes; Procellariidae. Gene Ontology annotation, cellular component: plasma membrane. The transcript has 2 exons.